This is a messenger RNA of Cyclopterus lumpus (lumpfish), 2591 nucleotides long. Its product is annotated as zinc finger protein 853. Gene Ontology annotation, cellular component: nucleus. The transcript has 2 exons. NCBI's taxonomy places the organism in Eukaryota, Metazoa, Chordata, Actinopteri, Perciformes, Cyclopteridae. Bases 203 to 1399 code for a protein of 398 amino acids. The record is from RefSeq and is a predicted model, not a curated record.
CUCCGUCACGUGACCCCCAGCGUUUCCUGUUACUAUUGUAUUACACUUCCAUGUUGUUCGCCUCAAAACAGCGACCGCAACGUGAACCACAGCGGCGGAAAACUCGCGCAGAUAAGUUUACUUUAACGCCCCCGGCCGCGUCGCACCAGCCCCGUUAGGGAGGAGGAGGAGGAGGAGAAGAGGAGGAGGUGGGGGGUCAAACAUGGCCAACUGUGUGGCUUUCCAGAGCAAGUUAACCUCGAUCAUGGAGAUGCUGGCUAAAGCCGCCGUGGUGGAAAUCGGCAAACUGUGGGAGGACGGCUUCGCCCUCGUGCAGCUCGAGCUCCGCCGCAGGGAGGGCGAGAUCGAAGCCCUGAACCGGAAGCUGGCGUCGAUGGAGAGCGAGCGGCUCUCGGUUCAGGUUCAGACCGGCGAGCCGCCCUCUCCCUCCAAGAGAGAGCAGCGGGACCCGCCCUGCGACGGGCCGAUUAUAGAUUCGGUCCUGACGUUGUUGUCCGACCAGAGCGUCGUGGAGAAGGCGGACGCCUCGGCGAAUCACAGGCCGGAGACGGAGGAGAGGCAAUGCGAGCGGCUCAAGUCGGACUUCUGCGAAAGCGACCGCAGGCACGACGACGAAGACGACGACGAAGAACUGAUCGUCAAGCUGGAGGACGAGGACGACGUCCAGAUCGUGGAGCAGAUCGUGGACUCGGUGGUCGAUGACGACGACGGCAACGAUGACGACGACGACGACGACGGCGGAGCGGGUCACCACGAGAUGGAACUGGACCUCCCGCCCGUCGAGGUUGCGGAAGAACAGGAGAGCCGGCAUUGGCCGUCCGUUUCCGUGGGAGACAGCGACGCCGACGACUCGGACUGCUUCUUCGAACCGAAGCAGCAAAACCUGGACUCGGAAAUCCUGCUCAUCCAGAACGCCUUGGACAUUUUCGAUAAUUCGGCAGAGGCGGCGUACUCGGACGGCGGACCCGGCGCGUCGAGCAAACCGAGGGCCCCCGUGACCUUUAGCCAGGCUCAGCAGAGUCGCCCCACGGAAGCGACGAGUCCCCCGGAGAGAGGCGUGUCCAUCCGAUUCCUCUCGGAGAAACAGGCGCAGGCUAAAAACGCGUCGUUGUCGCCGCCGCCGCCGCUGGCGUUCAACCCCGACGGCAGAUUCUUCCUCUUGAACGACGCCGAGUUGCACAAGACGAUCGCGAGCCGCCGCAUCAAGGAGAAGUGGUUCAUCUGCCCGUUCUGCGGCAAAAGCUUCGACCGCGUCAGCCACCUGGAGAUCCACCAGCGGAUCCACACGGGGGAGAAACCGUACACGUGCGACACCUGCGGCAAGUGCUUCUCUCAGAGGAGCAACCUGCGCACCCACCAGCGGACUCACCGAGAGGCACUUUCCCAAAAUGCACUUUGAUUCAGAGUGGGGGGGGGGGGGGGGGGGGGGGGGAGAGAGAGUAUAGAUGAACUAUUCUGAUAUUUCUGAGUAUUGUAGCCGACGGGUUUUUACUGUGCACUUUUUCUUUGUUUGAGAUGAAUGAAAACUUUAACAUAGCUUGGUGCGCGCGAGGACUAAUCUUUGUAAACCCGGCAGCCGGUUAAAUAACAAAAAAACAUGUCAUUGCCUUCUGCAGGUUACACAUUGUGUGUGUGUGUGUGUGUGUGUGUGGUCUGCAGAGCCUCAUGGAAAGACAGGAGUUAUGAAAACCACAACCUGAGAGAACGAGACUGAACCCGCGGAUAACGCAGGAGUUCGGUCUCGUGUACAUUUUUAUUUAAUUUGCAAAUGUGUCAUGUGAUGUAAAAGUCAUGUGGUAAAUCGACUGCACUUAUAAAAAGCGCCUUGCUAGUUUUCGACCCCCUCGAAGCACUUCAUGCCGACAUUUCUCACACACACACACACACACACGCUUGCACAGCCUUCAGCAGAACAUGUUGGGUUUCAGUAUCUUGCCCGAGGACAUGCGACCUGGCAGGAGCCCGGGAAUCGAACCUCCAAUAACGGAGGACCACCCGCUCCCCCACCUGAGCCACAGCUGCCCCCCCCCCCGCCCCCCACCAUAUGUAUCCAAGGCUCACAAAGACAGGAAAGGAAGCGCUCAACUUCGCACUUUAAGAAUUGUUUAACCUUGCACGCUGGGAGAUGGAGGUCUUUUGCGGCCUUUAGGCGUCGGAGCCCAAGGUCACUCCCCCCUCCCCCAAAUAUCCGCUCCAAGUGGAGGAGCAGCAUCCUGAAAAGGAAUAAUGAUAACAUCACUAGCAGCCGAUUAGCAUAGCUUAGCACAAAGACUGUAAACGGGGGGAAACCGCUAGCGUGCCUCUGGAAUCCGCCUACAAGCACAUUUCGCCGUAAUCGUGCGAUAAGAGAGAGACCAGCCGCCCUGUGAAGAAACAGUUCGUACUGGAACCCACAACCUCGAGUCUAACCGUCAUCACCGAGCCAAUCAGGGAACAGACAUGAACCAGGAAGUCUUAAUUGAAGUUCCUGCAGCAGCUGUGAUCAGUGAUGCCGUUUAUAUCCAAUCGAGCUCGACAGUCCCAGGUUAGAAGAAAGAACAAUGAUGGCUUUUGUUUGCUGUACUUUUAUGAAUAAACAUUUUCGUUAUUUA